UCUGUCAGAGAGGUUGGUUGAAAGAAAUUGGAAUGAGCAAGAACGUAAAGUCCAAUGCUCUGAGUUUAAGACGUCGAAAGACUCUGACACUUCGGAGAGUCGAUCUGAUGCUCAAAAGGAGGAAAGAGUCGAUGAACUCAAGGAUAAAAAUUCGUUGGGUGACUCGAGGGAACGUAGAAAAAUGGAGAAGACGCAAAGUAGUAGUUUGGAAAGUGAAACGCGGUCUUCGGUUACUUCCAACGAAUUUUCCAGCGGUAGCCAUGAAACUUCUGCUCCUGGGACCGAAAAUUCGACCUCGUCGGCGACCAGCGUGGAACAGAAAGAGAACUUCGGCGUGCUUUAUUCGAAGAUCAAGUAUUCCAUCGGCGGAAGUUCGUACGAAGACGUAAAUUCGAUGAAGAAAUUAGACCAUGGUUUAAAUUCGACUGUCAGUUUCCGUCCUGUCGUCGAGAUCUCGAAUCCUGUUACAGAGUCAGCGAUCAACCGACAUGGCUUCUUCCCGGCGCGCGAAAUUUCGAGACCAUCUGAUCCGAAUAGUUCCAUCGAACGUAAAAUGUGCGUUCAGGAGUUGCAACAGACGGAACUACAAAGUUCAAAGAGAUUACUUAAUCAACCGUCUGACAGAACUCACCCGGAAUUAGCUACGGCGGAGAUUCAAGAAAGUACGAUAGUUACCCAUUCAAACGUAGAAUCGAGCAAAACGAUUUCCCCAGUUUCAGCUUCUCCACUGUUCGUCAGACGAUACUACAAAGUCAUGUCCGCGUUCCCGAAUUGCUCGACCAGUCUAAAUGGAAUUUCUCUCUCUAAAAAGGAAGAAGGUCCCUCUGAAACCCAGCAUGAGUCCGUCACGAAUGUAAGAGUAGAUCUCGGAAACUCUGAUAAAGUUCCGAGUUCAGUGAAGACACAGAGAAGACUGACGUUACCUAUAACGAACAUUGAUUUGAAUACGAAAGACGUGGCAAAAUCUCCCACUUACGAAGACAUAUUAUCAGGGACAAGCGUUAAUCCUAUCAGACGAUCCAGUAUCGCGAACGUAGCUAUCUGCUCGAGCUUAGCACCCAGCUUACUAAGCGCAUAUCCAGGUAUCCCGAACUGUUUGUUACCGUCCACGGACGAGAAAGAAGCUGAAGCAUCGAACGUUUUGACGAAUAUCGGCGAUCAGGUAGCCGGAAAGAGUGGAGUGAGUGGACUCAAGCGAAAGUUGCCAUUUCUACGGCUUCAUAUACCUGCGCAGCAGCCAGCCACGAGCUGGGACGAGGCGGAGGAGGAUCUCGGCCAUCAUCAUUCUCAUCACCAUCACCAUCACCAUCAUCAUCACCACGUGUUUCCGCAUUUUCAUGUACCCACGUUCACGUUCACCGCGCCAGCCACCGAUGGUGAAUCUGGACGCAAGUUCAACUUUGGAAUUCGCAGGCAUUCGCAAACGACCUUGCACCGGACUGACUCGAUGGUAUCGCUCUGCUACCGAUCUCUCGCCAGCUAUAUCACAGAUGAUAAUCUCGCUGGUCUCCAAAACUUCCUCGAAAACAAACGAGUACAGAUCGAUGACCGAGACGAGAAUGGUAGCACAGCCAUCAUCCUUGCAGCAACUAAGGGGAAAAUACAUUUUGUGCGAGAGCUCAUCAAUCAUGGAGCGGAUGUUAAUGCAGAAGAUGGGGAUAAUUGGACGGCGUUGCUUUGCGCUGCUAAGGAAGGCUACACGGAUGUGUGCCUUGAAUUACUCGAGCAUGGCGCCGAUUUGGAGCACAGAGAUAUGGGAGGGUGGACAGCACUUAUGUGGGCAACGUACAAGGGUAGGUCGCCGACGGUGACGAUGUUAUUAGCACGAGGAGCCGACGUCAAUGCACAUGGAAAUUUUCAUAUAUCUUCAUUGCUAUGGGCCGCAGGCAGGGGUUACCCUGACAUUGUAAAGGAUCUUAUUGCUCAUGGUGCAAAAGUCAAUGUCGGCGAUAAGUAUGGUACAACAGCAUUGGUGUGGGCGUCACGCAAAGGUCACGUAGAAAUUGUAGAUAAUCUUUUACAAGCUGGUGCUAAUGUUGAUACUGCUGGCAUGUAUUCAUGGACAGCUCUUCUCGUUGCCACUCUUGGAAACCAUGUGGAUGUAGUACUACUUCUUUUGGAGCACAAACCAAAUGUGAAUGCGCUAGAUAAAGAUGGUUGCACUGCCCUGGCAAUAGCCUGUCGAGAAGGACAUCAUGAAAUAGCAAAUGCACUUUUGAACGCUGGUGCUUAUGUAAACAUCCAAGAUAGAGCUGGUGAUACGAAUUUAAUUCAUGCCGUAAAAGGCGGUCAUAGAGGAGUAGUUGAAUCUCUAUUAAAAAAGUAUGCUGAUGUCGACAUAGCCGGCAAGGACAAAAAAACUGCAACCUACAUAGCAGUUGAAAAAGGCAAUAUACCAAUACUGAAGUUAUUAUUAAAUGCUAAUCCAGAUUUAGAAAUUGCAACAAAAGACGGCGACACUCCGUUAUUACGAGCAGUUAGAUCGCGAAACGCCGAAAUUGUCCAAUUGUUACUAGACAAAAAAGCUAAAGUAUCAGCUACUGACAAAAAAGGUGACACGGUAUUACACAUAGCUAUGCGAGCAAGAUCAAAAGCUAUUGUCGAGAUAUUAUUGAGAAAUCCAAAAAAUAGUCAACUACUUUACCGUCCAAACAGGCAAGGAGAGACUCCUUAUAAUAUCGACAUCAAUCAUCCAAAGACAAUUCUUGGACAAAUAUUUGGUGCACGACGUCUCAAUACUAACGAAGAUAAUGAAAAUAUGCUUGGGUACGACCUGUACAGUAGUGCGUUAGCAGAUAUCCUUAGUGAACCAUCACUUUCAACGCCUAUAACUGUUGGCCUUUACGCAAAGUGGGGUUCAGGAAAAUCGUUUUUGUUAAAUAAGUUAAGAGAGGAAAUGAAAAAUUUUGCUCGUCAAUGGAUAGAUCCUGUAUUCCAAUUUUCUUUCUUACUAUUCGUAGUAGUAACUCACGUAUCCUUAUUAGUGGGUAUUACAAUAGGUCUUGCCCUUCAAUCAUGGGUCAUUGGUCUUGCAUGUGGCAUAAGUCUUAUUAUUAUUACAUACACCUUUUUGAUACUUAUUUGGUAUGCUAAUAAAAGAUACGAUUGGUAUUGGCCAUACAGCUUUACAGUAGCUCUAACUACAAAAUUAAAUUCAUUGAAGCUACUAUUGCAAGUAAUUUUUUGCCAUCCUCCUGGUGGUCGGGUUCACGAUGGUGUCACUGUUCAGCCAAUAAAAUUCUAUUUCACUGACCAGACUCGAGUCGGAACAACUGCUGCCGGAGAAAAUGCUGUGGUACAAAUGGUGGGAUCUCUUUAUGACUCCAUUGAGAAUGAUUUUGGUUCUUUAUCUACGCGAUUGUAUAGAGCAUUCAAACCAAAACCGGAUAAAUCGACGACAACGUGGAAGUGGAGACACCUUUGUUGUUUACCAUAUAUCGUUAUAUUCGAAUUCUGCUUUUGCAGUUUACUCGUUGGAAUCUCUGUACUUACGAUCUACCUCAUCGACAUUUCUAGCAGCGAACCAACAAUAGAAAGAGUUACGGCACACAUUAUUAUGAUAACUGUUGCCUUAAUAUUAGCUGUUAGUAUAAUAGCAAACUUAUAUACAUGGAAUCGAACAUUGCAAGCAGUUGUUUUCUCUCAAAGGCGGCAUUUGCAACGCAGCAUUUCUAAGUUAGAGACUUUAAAAAGCGAAGGUUUUAUACAAACGCUAAGAAGCGAAGUCAGUUUAAUGACGGAGAUGGUUAAAUGCCUAGAUAGUUUUAUGGCGCAACAAAGCAGAUUAGUAAUAAUUGUGGAUGGUCUGGAUAGUUGUGAACAAGAUAAAGUGUUAUUAGUUUUGGAUGCUAUACAAGCACUAUUCAGUGAUAAUGGAUAUCCAUUUGUUGUUAUAUUAGCAAUUGAUCCACAUAUUAUUGCCAAGGCAGUGGAAAUCAAUAGUAGGAGAUUAUUUACAGAGUCUAAUAUUGGUGGUCAUGAUUAUUUACGUAAUAUGGUACAUCUUCCAUUUUAUUUACAAAACAGUGGUUUACGGAAAGUAAAAGUUGCUCAACAAACUGCCCAACAUAGUAGAAAAACUGCGUGGACCGAAGCCGAGGAAAGUGUUAAUUACACCGCCACUAGUACGAUGCAUCAUUCUGUUUCUAAUAGAAGACUUAGCACAGAAUCCGGUAUAAUGAACAGCAACGAAAAAUUAAAACCACAAAGUAGGAAAGGCAGUAGAAAAUUACGAUUAAGCGAGUCAAUCGCCAGUAGUAUCGGUAGUAAUUUGAAUCGAUUGGGUGGUGCUCAGGAUCUUAAUAAAAUGCUUCUCACUGACGAUUACUUUAGCGACGUGAAUCCUCGUAGCAUGAGAAGAUUAAUGAACGUCGUUUAUGUCACUGGGAGGUUGUUAAAAGCAUUCCAAAUUGAUUUCAACUGGUAUCAUUUAGCGAGUUGGAUCAAUAUCACCGAACAAUGGCCAUUUAGAACGUCCUGGUUAAUUCUUCAUUAUGAUAUGUAUGAAGAUAGUUUAGAUGAUUCUACGUCGUUAAAAAGUCUUUAUGAUAAAAUACGACCUCAAAUUCCGGUACUUAAAGAAGUUCAGCCUUUGUUAGAAAUGGAUAGAGAUGAACGUAAACUGGAUAUUUUUCUGACAUUUCAUCGUUCCAGUUUACUUGUUAGUGAUAUGAAAAUAUUUUUGCCAUUUACAAUAAAUCUCGAUCCUUAUAUUAAAAAGAAAAUAAAAGAGGAGCAACAGAGUAUGGAAGAAGAGACAGGACUUGGUCCAUAUAAACAAUAUAGUCCUUGGACUAUACACAGUAAUAAUCAUGAACCUUGGAAUGUAAAUAGAAGUAGUUUAACAAGUCGAACAAUGAAACUUGUUAAAACACCAAGUUUACAAGGACAUGUACCGGUACCAUCAACGCCAUCAUGGUUGCAGCCUUGUAUACAGCCGACAUUUGAUUGGCAGACACCACCAUGGGUGCAAAUACCUCCAAUGGAAUCGGCGGUUAAACCACUUUCUGCAACUACAACUUUACCGUCCGACAUUUUGGAGAUAAGACUUUCGUCUUUAACAGUAAACGGAAUUUGCGAUCUUAUUGAUAGGAUCGAAAGUAUAAAUCCCAAUCAAGCACCACAGUACAAACAAGUGAUUAAGGAGAAUAACAUUAAUGGUAGAGUUUUAUUACAUUGUGAAUUACAGGAGCUGAAAAAAGUUCUUAAAAUGGCUUUUGGAGAUUGGGAAUUAUUCCGUAUGGUGAUUGUAUCACUUAGAGAAUUAGAAGUUUCAUCGUUUAGUACGCAUGAAGAAGGCUCACGAAGUGUUCGCUUCACUGUAGGAUCAGAACAAAUUCAACGAAAAGAUCAUGCUUUGCAAAGUACUUCGAUACGCGUACCAACGCAUGUUGAAAAAGAAAAAGGAACAUCAAGAACCGAUGGUCCUUCAAGACGAGAUCAAACGAAACAAUCUAUUAUGGAAAAACAAGUAACUUUAGAAGAACAGAUGAUAUGUGGAGCACUGCAAACUUUAAAUGAAGAAGCAUGCGAAGAUGUAUUAGAUGUACCAUCUUCUACAGUGGUACCAUCAGACUCACUCUCAGGUGAGCCCUCUUCCCUACCACUUUCACUGCCUCUGGUUAUAGUUCAAGAACCACCGCAGCCAGACCAAAAGCGUGACACCGUAUUAGAAUACAGAUCUAUGUCGACGGCUCCUCAAGAUACAGAUUAUGUGAUACUUCAAUCUAAUCCACUUCUGCAUUGGGUACCAGUAAAUGAUGAGCCUGAAACGUCAGAUGACAGCUCAUUUGAAUCCACAGUUCAUCUUCAACGUACAAAUUCGCAACGUAGUAUUACAUCUCAGCUAAGCACUAGAUCAGCAUGUUCGUUCGGACGUAAAGAUUUAAAAAAAAGUGCAGGCAAUUCCACUGGUAGUAGACCGGCAUCGCUCUUUGUGUCUCCUCCGUCUUCUCCCAGACCUGCCUUCAGAUCCAAGUCAACAGAUGAAAAUUAUGUAGCCAAUAAUAUACCUAUGAAAUCAACUAUCUCUACGCCUAUGAAGAAACGCCGCUCAACAUCAACAUUAAACGAUGAAAUAGUUCUAUCAGUCCCUGUUCCAAACUCUAGCCUAGAAAAAUUAAGUAAAUUGAAAGAUCGUUUAAUGGGCACUUUACCUUCUUCGCCAGUUCCAGGAGAAAGCGAGGAUGAAUCUACACCGUUAGUUUCUGAAUUAUCUACCCCAAUUCAUUCACAAUCUGAUAGCGUGUUUAAAUACGACAGUAGUGAGGAAAACAGUAGCUCAAUUUCUUCAAAUAAAAGUUUACCGCGUGAUGGAGAACGAUCCAUUGAUGUUGUUGAUUAUACAGACACGGUUAGUUUAAUGGUGCAUGAGUCUUCGCAUGUGCAAUUUCUAUCACAACAAGACACUGAAGAAUGGGACAACCCUGAAACACCUGUUUGAUACCAUCUACUGAACAAUUGUUAGCAAAUCUCGCUGACAUGCAAUAAUAUAUAUUAAAAAACUUUAAGUAAAAUGGUACUUAAAUCGAAGUUUGUGAUAUAUAUUUUAAAAAGUAGUCAA
Eufriesea mexicana is the source of this 6562-nucleotide messenger RNA. RefSeq names its product Ankyrin repeat-rich membrane spanning (gene Arms). Gene Ontology annotation, molecular function: protein kinase regulator activity; PDZ domain binding. The record is from RefSeq and is a predicted model, not a curated record. Bases 182 to 6442 code for a protein of 2086 amino acids. NCBI's taxonomy places the organism in Eukaryota, Metazoa, Arthropoda, Insecta, Hymenoptera, Apidae. The transcript has 22 exons.